ACACUGCUCCUUGAGGACCGUUUUCAUAAUUUAGACGUUGAUGAGCGACAAAGGCUGUCAAAAUGUCCGAACCUGAACCAUCAUACGAACCUAAACCAAAAUACGAACCAGAGCCAAAAUACGAACCAAGUCCUGAAUUUGGAGAACCAGAAAGUGAAUGGCUCUCAUAUCCGAACGCAGAACCUCAAGUUGAUCUGUCAACAGCGAACGAAGCCUUGCGGACGGCAUUCAAGGUUCACUGGAUAUUCUUUGCGAUAUGUUUUUCUCUCAUAGUACUUUAUAACGGCUACCAGUUAUACAAAACCUAUAAGCGCAGUAGGAUGGCAAACCGAAGCUAUAUUUCAAUAGUCCAGACCCUUGUGAUUUUACUUGGAGUUACAAGGGUACUAGCUUUGAGUAUUUCACCAUACGAGCUCAUAAGCAAUACCCCAAAGCGAGUUCCUUACGUCAUUCUGCGUUUGUUGUUUGCAUUUGGCUUCCCUUGCCUUUUUUCUGGUUUUACGUUUGUGCAUAAGAUCUUCCUGAACGUGAGCAAGGUGCAAGUGAUCUCGCGAAAUGUUCUCGGAAACAAAUUGGUUGCGGUUGUUCUUAUUCUUCAUUUCAUCGCUGUGCUGUCUUCGGAAAUCAUCACAAGUUAUGUUUCAGGGACAGAAUUUCUGCUCGUUAUUUGUGCAUUUUAUUAUUUUACCGGUUGUCUGGGCAUCGCAACGAGUUUGCUCUUUAGCGGAAGACGUGUUGUUGUGAGAAUGCGAAAAGUCCAAAUGAAUCUCAGCAAAAUGAAGCCAACUGGCAUGAAAACUGGCGAGUCUUCUCCUCCAGGAAUAAUUCCUAAAGAUAAAGCAGUUGAAGCGACAGCGAAAGUGAUUAGAAUUACAGUUUUGGCGGCUGUCUUCGGAUUUUUGUGCGCACUUUUGUAUAUUUAUAACAUAGUAUGGGCGAUUCGUGCAAGCAUUGGCGACACAGCCAAGCCUGAAGCUCGUACCUGGUUAACUGUGAACACGUUUCUGCGACUUUUUGAGUUGUUUUUGGCUGCAACUAUGAGUUACGCCGUUGGAUCCGGCUAUCAACGAGACGCUCACUCAAAGAUUAACGUAUCUCGCUGCGACGAUACAGUUACUACGACACCACAGUCAUGAAACAAUAUACAAGUUCCUUUCACUGAUGAUGCAUGAUGAUCACGGAUG
Molecule: messenger RNA, 1184 nt
Organism: Dendronephthya gigantea
Lineage: Eukaryota; Metazoa; Cnidaria; Anthozoa; Malacalcyonacea; Nephtheidae
Exons: 1
Coding region: 63-1136 (357 amino acids)
Source: RefSeq, a predicted model, not a curated record